GUCAAAUUUCAUGUAACCAGCAAAAGUCAGAUGGUUACUUCUUGAUCAGGUGACGAUAUUUUCUCAACUCUACCAUACAUCUCUCAGAAUACCAAAGCUUCACGAUGGCUUUACUGUCCGCCAUCAAAGGAAAACUAAUUUCGGUUAUCGGUGAUGAGGAUACCUGCGUUGGUUUUCUUUUGGGAGGAAUAGGAGAAAUCAAUAAAAAUCGUCACCCCAAUUUUAUGGUAGUCGAUAAGAACACUGCCGUCAGUGAGAUCGAGGAUUGUUUUAAACGCUUCCUUAAGCGGGAUGAUAUCGACAUCAUUUUGAUCAACCAGAACUACGCCGAGAUGAUUCGCCACGUGAUCGAUGCGCACACUUCGCCAACGCCCGCUGUACUAGAGAUUCCGUCGAAGGAUCACCCGUACGAUGCGAGCAAGGAUUCAAUUCUGAGACGUGCGAAGGGUAUGUUCAAUCCAGAUGAUAUGAUCGCUAACCGUGGUUGAAUACUACACUAGAGUUAUCUUUUGUUAUAUGUAUAAUAAUGUCAGCAUGAUGUUCAAUUUAAUAAAGUCAUUCCGCAUUGUGUCAUGAUCUUA
Messenger RNA from Topomyia yanbarensis, 581 nucleotides. It is a transcript of the gene Vha14-1, whose product is annotated as V-type proton ATPase subunit F. Gene Ontology annotation, molecular function: proton-transporting ATPase activity, rotational mechanism. Gene Ontology annotation, cellular component: membrane; proton-transporting V-type ATPase, V1 domain. NCBI's taxonomy places the organism in Eukaryota, Metazoa, Arthropoda, Insecta, Diptera, Culicidae. Bases 105 to 488 code for a protein of 127 amino acids. The transcript has 5 exons. Gene Ontology annotation, biological process: proton transmembrane transport. The record is from RefSeq and is a predicted model, not a curated record.